Molecule: messenger RNA, 1385 nt
Organism: Aphis gossypii (cotton aphid)
Lineage: Eukaryota; Metazoa; Arthropoda; Insecta; Hemiptera; Aphididae
Exons: 4
Coding region: 636-1148 (170 amino acids)
Source: RefSeq, a predicted model, not a curated record
CAUUUUAACAUUAUUUCGUAGAAUCAAAUUGGUAGGUAAUUAUUUUUGCACCUAAACAAUCUUUAAAUUUAUAGUUACUUGAUAUUUCAGUAAUAGUAACCGAUUGGCUCAGACAAAACCACGUAUCUUCAUACUGUAAAUUUUGAAAAAAAUUAGUUACCUAGUAACCUAUUAUAUAAUUUUCGGCAUUUUAAAUCAUUGCAGUUAUGAAAUAUUUAUAAUAUAGUGAAUGAUGAUAUAAAAUACUGAAAUAUGUGUUGCAAAUUUUAAAAAUCCAUUAUAUCUACGUUAAUCCGAACAGUGAGACCUCCAUAACUUCCUUAAUACUCAUAUUUUAAAUAAACUAAAAACCAAAUGAUUAAAAUAUUUUAUCAUUCCUGAGGUCGUUUUGACGUGUUUGCUAACAAUACUACAAGGAGGGCCCUUGACUUGAAGUUAUUUUUAAGCCAAUUGAUUGGCAUUAUUCCAAGCCAGCGAAUGUGGAUCACUGGCUGUUCUAAAACAUAUGAUACAUUUUGAUUUUUCGGCAUUCGUUUAACGCGCAUACUUUAUAUAUCACCGAGUAAGAUAGUUGACUGCAUUAGUAUUACUAUUUUAAUAUUGUUGUGUGUGCUAUCGUGUUCGUCAAAACAAUUAUGGACGCCUCUAACCAUGGAUCCGUUAAGGAUAUGGGAGACAUUGGAGAAGUUUUACGUGACGUGACUGAUUUAUCACCUGAAGAUUUGAAAAAACAGAACAGAAACCUACAGAAAUUUUUAGUUAAAGUGAUUGAUAUGUUGAAAGAAAAGGCUGACCGAUGCGUUACACAAGAAAAACAUAUUGAAGCGCUCACUUUACAAACGAGUUCAUUAAAAGAAGUUGUGGACAUCACGAAGCACAUGUUGGCUAUUCGUAACACAGAAGUAAAUCGUAUGACGGAAGAUUUGGAAAGUCUUCAAGGCAAAAUCAACGAGGAAAGAACUCGUCACAGUGCAAUAAUUGAAAAAAUGAAUUUAGCUGCUAAAUUAAAUGAUGAACUCAGAUCUGAAUAUAAACAACAAUCUGAACGUUUCGAAAAUAUGCGUGUCAAGUACGACGAAAAGUUUUCAAUACUCUCAGAUGAAAAUAAAAGAUUACAAGACGCACUACCCACUGAAACGACUGAUUGAAUAAUUUUUCUAAGUAUAUAUAUUUAAAUGUACGUAAACAAUAAUAUCUAUUGUCUAUUAUUUAACUAAUGUAUUAUAAUGCUUUAUUAUUCUACGAAAAAAUAAUAAUAAUUCUGUUGCACAACAAUUCCAAGUGAACAGUUUCAAAAAUAAUUAAAAAAACUAUAAAAACUACAAUUAAUUUUACUUGACAAUAACGAUGAUUUUGAAUCAUUAAACACAAUAUUUAUAAGAUAA